Meloidogyne enterolobii is the source of this 417-nucleotide messenger RNA. Lineage: Eukaryota; Metazoa; Nematoda; Chromadorea; Rhabditida; Meloidogynidae. The record is from the annotation of a GenBank genome assembly.
AUGCUUCGGCGCUCAAUCAGAUUUAGUGUGGGUGUCGGAUCUCUCUUUGAUUUGGCCUGUUUAAACAAAGCUUUGGCUGAAACAGCUGCUGAUUUUGGGGGCAAUGUUGGGGCUAUAACUGGUGUACGUCGUAAGCCUUCUCAUCAGGUUGAUGCUGGGGAUGAGUAUGGUGAAAAUGAGAGUUUUGGUUCUAGUGGGAGACAGAGUGAAUCUCUCCUCGAUGAGAUUGUCAGACGUGAUUCUCUCCCAAACAUGCCGAAAAAGAUGGCCAAAAAAAUCUUACGAAAACAACAAAACAAAUAUUUGUCUAGAGGACAUCGAAUUGAUCAAUGGUCAUUUUUCCUCUUCCCAUUGGCCUUUUCUUUUUUUAAUGUGUUGUAUUGGGCUUAUUAUUUGGGCAGACGAAGGCAUGAAUAA